Tetrahymena thermophila SB210 is the source of this 2046-nucleotide messenger RNA. RefSeq names its product tetratricopeptide repeat protein. NCBI's taxonomy places the organism in Eukaryota, Ciliophora, Oligohymenophorea, Hymenostomatida, Tetrahymenidae. The transcript has 2 exons. Gene Ontology annotation, molecular function: protein binding. The record is from RefSeq and is a predicted model, not a curated record.
AUGCUCUUAUCGAACAAUAAUAAUAUUUUAAUAUCAACUAAAUUAGAUAAAUGUGAUGAUACCUUGAAAUCUGAUAUUCAAUUCACUAAAAAUUAUUCAUAGUCCCCAAAAAUUCCUAUAAGUUUUGAUAUAACAUAUCUCAAUAUUUAAUAAAAGUAAUUAAAAUAAGUUUAGUCUAUUUCCUUUGGAUAAAAUCAUCUCAAUAAAGAAAAUUUACAAAUUAUUACCAGUACAGCUAAAUUAACAACAGAAGAAAGCACUACUUCUUUCCAAAGUGAUGAGUUUAUUAAAUUAAAACAAGAUAAUAAAAAUCAAAUUCUGAAAGGGCUAAAGCCUUUAUUUUUGGAAAUGAAAAUUAUUAAAUAAACUUUUCAAGACCUUGAAAAUCUUAUCAACUAUUCGAUAGAUGCUUAAAACUAUAAUUCAGAGGAUUUUACAAAAUCUCUUUUUCAUUUUAGUAAGGCAAAGUCUACAUUUUAGCAAUUAAAAAACUAAAUUGGAUUAUGGAGAUGUUAUUAUAAUUUAGGUCUUGCAUCUCUUCUAAACAAAAAUUACUAUUUAGCAUAAGAAUAUUUCGAAUCUGCUAUUGAGCUCAGCUUGGAGACUAUAGGGAUCGAUUACCAAGGUAUUGAAAACUAUAAAAUAUUCAAUAAAUCUUAAAAUAAUUAUGAAAAUUAACUUUAAAUAUUGACAAAGAAAAUAUUUUCAAAAGCAUAUUGUUUGAAAUAGUAAGCUUUAUCAUUUUACUACCUUGAUUAAAAUGAAACUAAUGAGUCAUCUAGUUUGCUUAAUAGAAAUUUUUUUAAACAUAAUCAUGACAUAUAAAGAAUAUAGUAAAGAAGCAGCUCUAAUGAAACCCUUUAAUUAUUAAAUUAAUCUUUAAACACAUUUAAAAUUGUCUUGAAAUUUGUUGAAAACAAUUAAUUGAGUUUUUCAGAUAUCUGCAAAAUACAUUUGUACUAAGAAAUUAUAGAGAUAUUCAUAUUUUUAAGAUAAAAUAAUAAUAAAAUUUUUUACAAGUUAAUUGAAAAAGUAAAUCAAAUAAUGAAUAAUUAAAAAUAUUAAGAUAAUAUAAUGAGCGAACCAAGCUAUAUUUCUUCUGUAAAUACUUAUAAAUAAAUUCUUGAAAUCCAAAAAAGUAGAUAGCUAUUUUUGUUAGGGCUAAUUGAAUAAAGUAAAAAUAAUAAUAUUGAAGCAUUUGAGUUAUUUACUUAAAGCAUAGAGGAAGGUAGUCAUUACAGUCCUUAAUUAAGAAAAAAGCUCAUAAUUCACAUGAAAUAAGCAAUUAAUGAUAUACCUUUCAAAAGUUUGGUAUUUGAAACUCAAAAAUAGUUCUUUUACAACAAAAAAACACCAAUAGAUUUAACUAUUGUUGCUUAAUUGGAUUACUGCAAAGAGAACUAUACAAUUGAAAGCAUUCUUUAAAAUAUUUAAAAAACCAACUUAUUUGAAGAAUAAGAUAGGAUUUAGAUCCUAAUUUAUCAUUCGGAAAUUGACAUUUUUAUAUCAUAUACGGUGAUCUAAUGCAGCUAGGAUUGGAAUGUCAUUAUAGACUCUUUAAAAGAUAUUGAAAGAACAAUCAUUAAUGAUAAAAUGAAGACCUAGCUUAGUUGGUAAGAAGCCCUAUUUUAAUCAUUAUAAUUUAUAAAUGAUUUCAGACGACUUGAUCAUUUAGUAUCUUUGAAAUAAUAAUAUUUUGACUCAAAAGUAAUUUAAAACAAUAUUAAUGAAAGGAGUAACCAGAAAUUUUUAACAAAUGAAAUUAAAAAAGUAAUUUUACUUUUAUCUAAUAACUAAGAAAAUGAUCAUGCUAAGUUAAGUUAGAGAUUAAAUAACUUUUAAAAAAUAAUAAAUAAUUAAAAACCAAUAGUUUAUCACUUGAAGGAAUCGACAAGCUAAAAUAAUAAAAAAGAAUUUAACUCUCCUUUCAUUUCAUAUGAGCCUUUGGAAAAUGAGAAUUAAAUAGUUAGUAAAUUAAUACAGUUGAGGAAAGAAGAUCAUCUAAAUGAAGGAUAAGAAUUUUUAUCUAUUCUUUAUAACUUUUGA